Messenger RNA from Microcebus murinus (gray mouse lemur), 1504 nucleotides. NCBI's taxonomy places the organism in Eukaryota, Metazoa, Chordata, Mammalia, Primates, Cheirogaleidae. The record is from RefSeq and is a predicted model, not a curated record.
AUGCUUCGGGGCCCUAUAGCAAGCAACGACAAAGGAAGGGGUUUGCGAGUGCAAAUCCGAGCCCACCAGUUUGCCACUUCUGGGGUCCCUAAACCAGUGCCCAGGCUCAGAACCCAAACGACCGAAGUCGUCCAGGCUGAGCUGCACGGGGCUAAGCGCAAGGGAGGCAGGGCGCACGGAAGCGUGCGCUGCCUGGGCGACAGCUGCGCUCUGGCCAGCGUCUCCGUGCGCUCCCGGCUGCGCACCAGUUUGGCGCGAUCUGGCCGGGAUUCUCCGCUCGCGUCUUCAAACCGGGGUGGAAUUCGCUUUCCAAAUACAUUCUCUGAUGUUUUACUAUUUGUUCUGUCAGAUUUUUUCAGGAAGAUCUUCAUCUUGCAACUGGCAGGGCUGGUGCUAACUUACAACUUCACUGACUGUGACUUUGAGAAGAUUAAACAGAAAUAUCAGAAAACUAUUUAUAAUGACCUGAAGGAAUACAUGAAUGGGGCCAAAAGUACCCAGUUCAACAGCACUGUCUCCUGCAACAACAAGUCCGAUUGCCUCGCAGAAAUCGAGCGCUUGACCUUCAGUGCCCCCCGGGGCUGCGCGCCCCUCGCCAGGGAAGCCUUUGCCCUGCGGACUCGCGCUACCUUCGCCCUGCAGUGCCCGGGCUACUCCAGGACGCAGACAAAUAACACCCAGGCAGCGAAGAAAACAAAGGAAAGAGAAAUCACAACAAAGAAAUGCCUGGAACAAGUCUCGCAAUUACUAGGAUUGUGGGGUCGUUUUUGUCGAACUCUUUGGAAACGAAGUAAACGAUCUUUAUUACAGUCAUAUCUCUCAGCAUGAAAGUAAAUCAUCUUUGUUAAGCAGAUGGAACAUUAACUCUAACUGUGACAUUUAAAACACCACCAAUGGUUGUGUCUUUAACUACAGAAGCGUUUCUUAACUUAUUUUUGUAAGCUUUUAUUUUUUAAUGUAAGUUUAUAAUGCAGGAGAAGUACUACCCCUCAAAUAUUGGGGAAACUUCUAUAACAUUGAUGAAUGUUACAUUGUAUGAUGAAUGAAUGUAACAUUGAUGGCUACCAGUGGUAAUUCUCAGCUGGAAUUGUAUAAACAUUACUCCAGGGAAAAAUCUAAAAGUGUAGUCGAAGGAGAGCUUUCUCCCUUGAAGAAGAAAAAAAUGCUGAACUCAAUGAUAGCAUCUAAAACUCUGUUUAAAAGGCAGGCAUUUCUUCUACAUGUAGUGACAUUUGUUCUGUCAUACUAAAAAGCUACAAAAAAAGAAAAUAAAAGCAAAGGAGGGUACAGAAAUGUUAUAAAUAUAAUGAAGCAAUUUGAAAUAAUUUUCAAGCAAGACAUUGUGAAAGUAUUUUAAGGCAAGUAUUUUAAGACAAGUGGUAUAUGCAAGUAGAUCCUGAAGAAGUACCUUUGUUAUAGCUACAAUAUAUAUUUUUUUACAUUUAUAAAAUGUAUUUUUAAUUUAUUUUGUGAGCACUUUUGAAAAUGUACAUGUUCCUUUGUC